AAAAAAAAAAAAAAAAAAAAAGACCUUCAACCAGUAGGUAACUUUGAACAACCUUAGUUCACAGUGUUCUCUCCCCUGGAAAAUGAGUGGUUGGAUUAGAUAAUGUCAAAAGUCCCUUACAACUAUAGCAUCCUCAUAGUCCAUGCUUCUGGCUUGCUUUCUGCUUUCAUUUUAAGACUUUGUCCAAUGACUUGUAAUAUCAACCGUGGACUAAAUACAUGCUCAGAACAUUACAUAUUGAAAUGUAGCUCAUGUAUGUUAAAAGAAAUUAUAAGGAUCUCAUAGAACAGGUACACUGUCUGGAGUCAAGUGUCUUCAGCAGUUUCAAAAGGCCCAAAAGUAUCAGGAAAUUAUAGAACAAGCAUUUUCAAGACAACAGAUUAUUGGCAUACCUGGAGGAAAAGAAAUAUAAAGCAUAAUCCUAAAGGUUUGGUAUCAUUUCAGACCAUAUGAAAUUAAAAUACAGUAACUUAGAGUUUACAUAAAUAUCUUGAAUGCAAGUCAUCGAUUAUGGCAAAACAAACAUAAAUAAGAAAUGAUUUUCCAAAGAGUGAUUAAUUAGUGCAUGUCACAAGUAAUUGUUGAAAGUGAAUAAUGCUAUAGAUUCUCUCUGCAGUCUAAUAGUCCCUGCAGCAGAGUGUUAUGCCUUAGAGAAAAGAAUUCUGGUGUUUUCAAUUCAAUUGACCAUAAAACCUAAGAGGAUUGGAGUUUCUCUUACCAUUGUUGCUUUUAAGAUUUAAGGGACUCAAACAUGUAUGUGCCAAUGGGGAAGAAUAAGAGAGUGAUAAAACAUUAGCAUUGUACAACUCCAAAGUAAACUGCUUAUUGGGCAUUAUUGAUACAUUCUACCAAAUGCUCUUGCUACAGUCUUUUCUGGUCUCCCUUAUCCUUUCUUAAAUGAGUACCUCUGCACAUGAUUAGAAGUUGUUCUUUGCCAACUCUUCAGCAUAUAUCCUUUAUGGUCUUCAAACACAAAACCCAAAUGUCACUUCCCAGAAUCUAGCAUGGUUCACAUUUUCAAAACUGGAAUAGAGAGAAAUGUAUGGAAGGUAUCACUCACUCCUCCUGAGCAUGAUAAAAUACUCACUUCCAAAAUCUGGCUCACAAUUAUGUGAGUCAUAACAAUAAACAAGAAAAUUAUUAUAUUUUCUUCUAAGACUUAAGAAGUUAAUUCGAAACUUCUGCCUUCUUCAGUUUGUGCAUUUCUCCUUAGUUAAUCUUACUAGGUAUAUGAUUUUAUGUAUUUUAUAAGAACAGCCCUUUUAUUGGCACAGUGUAGAAUGAGACAAACUUGAGUUUGGAUCCUCACUGGCUUUGUGACUUGGGCAAGCCAUUUAAUUUCUUUGAGACCAUAGGGAGCUAUAAUAAUAUCAACCUUGAGGGACUAUAAUGAAAAAUUGGAUAUUUCAUGGAACAUAUUUAGUUGUUGUCACCUCAUAGGAUUUAAUGUAUAGAAUGUAAGAGCAGGAGUUGCCAGAAGAGUAUCAGCAGUUGUAGUAGCCUCAGCUGUAGGCAUAGCAUAGUGAAUUUUAGAUCUACGUUUAACAUUUAAGGAGAACAUAAACAAGAUUGGAAUCCUCUCAUAUUCAUCAAUGGUUAGCUCAAAAGACUCAUCCCAAAAAGUAAGGAGUAUCUCUAAUGAAACCUGGUUGCUAUGAAUAUGCUAUUCAGUGUGUCUGGGGGACAAUUUAAUGUUCAGCUCUUCUAUGGACAUAACAAAAAGAUACAUAAUAUCAAUACUUAUUCAUGAAGUGACUAUGUUACUUAACAAGGUCUGUUUUAAAGACAGAAUUUUGAUAAGAUCCUAUCUUCACCUUCAAGAAAAUAUAAUAGUGCUAUUGUACUGGCCAGUCAUACACAGCAUGAAAAACAGACAGAGAGAAAAAUUAGGUUGCAGCAUGUCAACAGUAAUUUUUGUCCAGCACAAGUGAUGAUUGUCUUAUAUUUGUUUUUAAAUCCCUAAACAUUUUCCUCAAGUCAUAGGUUACAAAAUAUUUUUUAAAAGCAUUGCAGAUAUACUUUAUAAUUUUCAGAAUUUUCUCACACAGAGUAUACCAGAUCCUUCUUAUAUGAAAUCAAUCAUUCCAUAAGCAUCUCACUUAAAAGUGAGAUGUCAAAUGUGCUGAGCCUUAUUUAUUAGUUCAUAACUUUUAAAUCCAAGUUAAAGCCCAGAUGCUAGAUGGGGCUAUAGGAAGACUAUUUUUAGAAAGUAAUACUUAAACGUAUAGCUGCUAGAAUAACUUUGGGCCACUACUUAAAUAUGAAGUAUAUUAGUUUUUUCCAUACUAACUUCAAAAACGGGCAGCAACAAGAAGAAAAAUGUGUGGUUAGUUCAGUUACAUAUAUAAAACAGUAUUGAACCAAAAAUGAGCAUUUUUUCAUUUUAACUGUCUCUUUCAAACCCUGGCUUCUGCUUUUCUUUAUGAGCUUGUGUCUUAUUGUAGACACAUAGGAUCAAUGGACUGCCAGAUGUUUAGGUCUUUCAUUUUGCAUCCCUAACAGGCCAUGGAAAUGAUCUUAUAAUUCAUCAAGCUAUGAGAAUUUGUAAAAUACUAAAAUGGUCAAAACAACCAAUUUGGAGUUAUCUUGGACUCCUUUGCCUACCUGAGAUCAGUAUUACCAUUUACUAUAAUUUUCUGAAGAUUUCUCUUGACAAGUGAAUCCCAAUUUUUCAUCUAAAACAUUAAUGUUUUUCUGGUUAAUUACACUAGUUUUAUUCUGUCUAUUGAAAGCCACUAACCUCAUAGAGAAAAAUAAGUUAAGAUGCAAUAAACUUUGUAAUACACAAUUGGUUAGUAUUUUUAAAAAAAUUUUGUGGGUACAUAGUAGGUGUAUAUAUGUAUGGGUUACAUGAGAUACUUUAAUACAGGCAUGUAAUGGAUAAUAUCCGUGUUUUAUUUUUAUCACUUGUUUAUUUUGACAUAAAUUGCAAAAAAAAAAAAAAAACUAUAAUAAACAUUUUAAAAUGUUGCCUUCCAUGUAAAAUAUGCUGCAUGUAAAAAAGGAAAAAGAAGAGAAAAUGAAGGGAGAAAGACAAUAAAUAGAAACAAAAUCAAGUAAGAGGAAAAUGAUUUAAAAAAAUUACCCAUAUUAAAACAUAUAAAAAAAGAGAUGAGAAGGGAAGUAGUAAAAAUAAAUUUAUCUGCACAAGAUACAUACAUUAAAUAAUGGCCAACUUUUUAAUUCAUUUAUCAGAUAUUUUUAAGGUCUACUAUUUGUAAGAAACUGUGUUUUAGCCACAGAGAAUAGUGAGUAUAAUAAGGAUCUUGUCCACCUUGCUUUCAGGAUUUACUUACAGAGAUUAUCCAUGUUCUUAUGUAUCAAUAGUAUAUGGAAGACACUGAUUAAUGCCAUAAGAGAGGAGAAGGAGAGAUUAUUUUCAACAGGAAGAGAAUAAAGAAGAUCACACUGGGUUGUGAAAUGUCUAGAAGAUUUCUCAAAGUCCUUUUCGGGACUGUUCCAUCUUAGGGGUGACAAUGUCAAGGAUAGAUGUUGUAAGGAUAAGAAAAAUGUGGAACACAUGACAACCCAUAAAAGAUACUUGUAUGGAUUUAUGGAUUAACAUCAUAAAUAUUGUUAUGAUAAUCACCAUUUAGAAAAGCAAAAGUCAUUUUGACUAUGUUCAAAAUAAAAUAUACUUGCUUUAAAGUAUAUAAUUUAAGAUAAUUUUGUCGGUGUCAUCAGUGUGUAGAUAAAAUAAUGUUUCAUUUCGAAGAUACUACCAAACUUCCUUUUUCUAAGUAAUUCUACAGAAGUCGAGCUAAUAUCCAUAAGAUUCAACUUCAAUGUAUGUGAUUGAGAACGAAAUAAACUAACGAAUAAAAUGGUAACUUCUGAUCUAACAGUUCUGGAACAGGUCAGGAUUAUCUGAAUGGAGCUAAAGAUGGGAGAAAAACUGUGAGAUCCCUGUGCCCUGAUCACAUGCAUCCUGUUAAAAAAGAUGCCUGGAGACCCUAUUUUCCCAACAUUCUUUUAGACAAAGGACUAAGUAACAACUCCAGUAGAGUCAUCUUCUGGCCCAGAAAUCUUUUGAAACUUGGCACGGUAUUCAAAAGUCCGUGGAAAGAAAAAACCUUGUCCUGACUUCAGCUUCCAACUGCAAAGACAGACUUGGUCCUUUUCAACGGUUUUCACAGAUCCAGUGACCCACACUCUGAAGACAGAAUUAGCAAACUUUCAAAAACACCUGGAAAAAUGAAGGUUUGGGUAAAAAUUCUAUCUGGAGUUGCCACCUCUGCUGUGCUUGCUUUAUUGGUGAUGUGCAUUGUCUUACGUCCUUCAAGAGUUCAUAACUCUGAAGAAAAUACAAUGACAGCACUCACACUGCAGGAUAUUUUAAAUGGGACAUUUUCUUAUAAAACAUUUUUUCCAAACUGGAUUUCAGGACAAGAAUAUCUACAUAAAUCUGCAGAAAACAAUAUAGUACUUUAUAAUAUUGAAACAGGACAGUCAUAUACCAUUUUGAGUAAUAGAACCAUGAAAAGUGUGAAUGCUUCAAGUUACGGCUUAUCACCUGAUCGGCAAUUUAUUUACCUAGAAAGUGAUUAUUCAAAGCUUUGGAGAUACUCUUACACAGCAACAUAUUACAUCUAUGACCUUAGCAAUGGAGAAUUUGUAAGAGGAAAUGAGCUUCCUCGUCCAAUUCAGUAUUUAUGCUGGUCGCCUGUUGGGAGUAAAUUAGCAUAUGUCUACAAAAACAAUAUCUAUUUGAAACAAAGACCAGGAGAUCCACCUUUUCAAAUAACAUUUAAUGGAAGAGAAAAUAAAAUAUUUAAUGGAAUCCCAGACUGGGUUUACGAAGAGGAAAUGCUUGCUACAAAAUAUGCUCUCUGGUGGUCUCCUAAUGGAAAAUUUUUGGCAUAUGUGGAAUUUAAUGAUACAGAUAUACCAGUUAUUGCCUAUUCCUAUUAUGGUGAUGGACAAUAUCCUAGAACAAUAAAUAUUCCAUACCCAAAGGCUGGAGCGAAGAAUCCUGUUGUUCGGGUAUUUAUUAUUGAUACCACUUACCCUGAAUAUGUAGGUCCCCAGGAAGUGCCUGUUCCGGCAAUGAUAGCCUCAAGUGACUAUUAUUUCAGUUGGCUCACCUGGGUUACUGAUGAACGCGUAUGUUUGCAGUGGCUAAAAAGAAUCCAGAAUGUUUCAGUCUUGUCUAUAUGUGAUUUCAGGGAAGACUGGCAGAUAUGGGAUUGUCCAAAGGCACAAGAGCAUAUAGAAGAAAGCAGAACUGGAUGGGCUGGUGGAUUCUUUGUUUCAACACCAGUUUUCAGCUAUGAUGCCAUUUCAUACUACAAAAUAUUUAGCGACAAGGAUGGCUACAAACAUAUUCACUAUAUCAAAGACACUGUGGAAAAUGCUAUUCAAAUUACAAGUGGCAAGUGGGAGGCCAUAAAUAUAUUCAGAGUAACACAGGAUUCACUGUUUUAUUCCAGCAAUGAAUUUGAAGAUUACCCUGGAAGAAGAAAUAUCUAUAGAAUUAGCAUUGGAAGCUAUCCUCCAAGCAAGAAGUGUGUUACUUGCCAUCUAAGGAAAGAAAGGUGCCAAUAUUACACAGCAAGUUUCAGCGACUACGCCAAGUACUAUGCACUUAUCUGCUAUGGCCCGGGCAUCCCCAUUUCUACCCUUCAUGAUGGACGCACUGAUCAAGAAAUUAAAAUCCUGGAAGAAAACAAGGAAUUGGAAGAUGCUCUGAAAAAUAUCCAGCUGCCUAAAGAGGAAAUUAAGAAGCUUGAAGUAGAUGAAAUUACUUUAUGGUACAAGAUGAUUCUUCCUCCUCAAUUUGACAGAUCAAAGAAGUAUCCCUUGCUAAUUCAAGUGUAUGGUGGUCCCUGCAGUCAGAGUGUAAGGUCUGUAUUUGCUGUUAAUUGGAUAUCUUAUCUUGCAAGUAAGGAAGGGAUGGUCAUUGCCUUGGUGGAUGGUCGAGGAACAGCUUUCCAAGGUGACAAAUUUCUGUAUGCAGUGUAUCGAAAGCUGGGUGUUUAUGAAGUUGAAGACCAGAUUACAGCUGUCAGAAAAUUCAUAGAAAUGGGUUUCAUUGAUGAAAAAAGGAUAGCCAUAUGGGGCUGGUCCUAUGGAGGAUACAUUUCAUCACUGGCCCUUGCAUCUGGAACUGGUCUUUUCAAAUGUGGGAUAGCAGUGGCUCCAGUCUCCAGCUGGGAAUAUUACGCGUCUAUCUACACAGAGAGAUUCAUGGGUCUCCCAACAAAGGAUGAUAAUCUUAAGCACUAUAAAAAUUCAACUGUGAUGGCAAGAGCAGAAUAUUUCAGAAAUGUAGACUAUCUUCUCAUCCACGGAACAGCAGAUGAUAAUGUGCACUUUCAAAACUCAGCACAGAUUGCUAAAGCUCUGGUUAAUGCACAAGUGGAUUUCCAAGCAAUGUGGUACUCUGACCAGAACCACGGGUUAUCCGGCCAGUCCACGAACCACUUAUACACCCACAUGACCCACUUCCUAAAGCAGUGUUUCUCUUUGUUGGACUAAAAACGAUGCAGAUGCAAGCCUGUAUCAGAAUCUGAAAACUUUAUAUAAAUGCUUCAGACCGUUUGCUUGUUUUAUUUUUUAUGUUGUAAAAUGCUGGCAUUAACAAACGAAUAUUGUUCUAAAGGCUGGUAAAAGAAAAAUGAUGAGGACUCAGAAGUUCAAGCUAAGUAUUGAUUACAUUUUCUGGUACUCUGUGAAAGAAGACGAAAGGGAGUCAUGCAUUUUUCUUUGAACACAGUGUUUUAUCACCUGUUUGUUUGAGGAAAAGUAGUAAAGUCAAAAGUUCAAGUGCUA
Molecule: messenger RNA, 6771 nt
Organism: Cebus imitator (Panamanian white-faced capuchin)
Lineage: Eukaryota; Metazoa; Chordata; Mammalia; Primates; Cebidae
Gene: FAP
Product: fibroblast activation protein alpha
Exons: 27
Coding region: 4195-6477 (760 amino acids)
Biological process (GO): proteolysis
Molecular function (GO): dipeptidyl-peptidase activity; serine-type endopeptidase activity
Source: RefSeq, a predicted model, not a curated record